Molecule: messenger RNA, 2111 nt
Organism: Xiphias gladius (swordfish)
Lineage: Eukaryota; Metazoa; Chordata; Actinopteri; Istiophoriformes; Xiphiidae
Gene: akt1s1
Product: AKT1 substrate 1 (proline-rich)
Exons: 7
Coding region: 379-1443 (354 amino acids)
Biological process (GO): negative regulation of TOR signaling; neurotrophin TRK receptor signaling pathway; negative regulation of protein kinase activity
Cellular component (GO): cytoplasm
Source: RefSeq, a predicted model, not a curated record
UAGCUUGCUGCUGGUGCAGAGCCUAGCUAGGGGAGAGAAACCGUGGGAGAAGGUAGAACCCGUAUGAUAAAAAAAAGAAGUGAAGUUUAAGAUCGAUAAACAUCUGGUAACGCGGAAGAAAGAAACUGAACAGGUAUCACCAGCAACUUGGCAACAUCUUUUCUCUCCCCUGGCUCUCCAGUGUGUAAGGACGCCACCCACUAUUUAUAUCUUAAAGUCACCUAGUGCCUCUCUGCCCGAUAGACCAUUAUUUUCCCCUCCAUCCUCACCAGUGCAAAAAACAAUCCGAACACCAGCAAGACAGAAGAAACAAAACCCAACAUUGCUCUCAUCAAGUCAGUCCGUCAAAGACAGCUGUAAACAGCACUGAGCACCAUUAUGGCCUCCAUCACCCAGUCAUCCCAGCCUGAGAUACCAGACAACCACAAAGAGAGCUGGCUGGCGCUACUCUCUGCUGCGGAAACGUAUUGUCAAAAGUCAGGCUGCGACCUGGCCAUACUCACAGCCUGCAAGAAGUUCCGGUCGUCAGCCGGAGACGGAGAUGGUGCGAGCAAGCGGGAGAGCAGUAGUGCCUUUCCGAGGGAGUGUGAAUUCUCCUACAACGUGUGGGGUCAGGGGUUCCUGGCCGAGUCGGCGCGCCGCUACGUGGACGACAUCGGCGUGCUGCACACCACGACCAUGCUAACUGCCCAAAAGCACACACGCCAGGCUGGGGGGGAGGGAGGAACCAAGCUGGUGGUUGACCUGACCUCUGACCCCGGACACAGGGGGAGCUUUACAGGAGACGGCGGGGUGGGUGGAGUCAGUCCCAAUAGCAGACUGUACUCCCAAAGCUACCCGUCGAUCUACAGCUCAGGAGCGGUUACCGGGCAGGGCGUCGGGCAGAACGGUAAUGGAGAGAGGGAAAGGGAGAGCAGUGUUAUGGAGGCCGAACGAGGGAGACAGAGGUCUGGGAUUGUGGAUUUGGAAGAAGAGGGCGAAGAUGAGGAAGAGGAGGAGGAGGAGGACAUGGAUGAGAGGAGACCCUAUGGGAAUGAAAGUGCUGGUGUCUUCUCAAUGGACGAGGACUCUUUGUCUCGGGACUGCGAGCCGUUCUUUGAAUCCGAUGGGGAGGAGGAGAGCACUGAUGGCUCCUUGAGCGAGGACGCUCCUCCGCCGUCUCGCGGCAUGGCCAUGGGUCAGGCCUCGUACUCGUCCCGUCACGCCAACCCCAUGGCUCUGGCCCGCUCGCUGCCCGUAUCUGUGCCGGUGUGGGGCUGCAGAGGGAACCGAGCUGCUCAGGGGGACAGCAACAGCGGAGAGCGGGUGGGCUGUGCCGACCUGGAGCACAUCGCUGCCAGUAUGAAAGCCCUGCUGGCCCCCGGAGCCACUGACGGGACGGAAAUGUUCGGGGCCCUGCCUCGGCCCCGUCUCAACACAGGGGACUUCUCCCUCAAGCACUGAGAGAGAGUGAGGCGAGCAGAGAGAGAAAGAGAGAGAGAGAGAGAGAAAGGGAUAGAGGGAGCGAGUUAGAGUGACAAAGGAAACGUGGAGAGGUGUUGUCAUGUCAGGAGGGGACCCGGAGUGGUUGGCAGAUGUGACGUACAGUAUGUGAAACCGUGUAAAAGCUAGUACCUCCAUUUCUUUCUCACUAACCAAAAUUAACAGCACAUGCUUUGAGGAUUAACCGAAGAAGAAAUGUUGUUAUGAACACUAAUAACAUUUUCAACACUACCCCCCCCCCCUUUCCCCACCUCAUUGCUAAACAUUUCACCAUACUAGCGACUACACAUCCCCAAACACUACAUUAGGAUUGGACAAUCUGUUCCUUUUAAAAGGGGUAGAAAACCAGAGAAGUGGUUGAUUUAACAUGAAGCUUGUGGCUUUUCGAAAUGUGAGCGGAGGACACCAGCACCUCCUCGUAAAAUGCCUAUUUGUACUUUUACUUUUGCCAAUGAAUGACUGACUGAUGGAAUGAUUGUAAAUCAAUACGGGCUAAUAGGGGAAUUUUUUUUUUUUUUUUUUUUUUUUUUUUUUUUGCGCUCCCGAUUUUGUUGACGUUGAAAUGACUGAAUGAAUGAGAAAGCGAGUGUGUGUGUGCGGGUGGGACUGAGAGUGUGUGUGAGAGAGAG